Messenger RNA from Tarenaya hassleriana, 955 nucleotides. RefSeq lists its product as uncharacterized. The record is from RefSeq and is a predicted model, not a curated record. Bases 286 to 822 code for a protein of 178 amino acids. Lineage: Eukaryota; Viridiplantae; Streptophyta; Magnoliopsida; Brassicales; Cleomaceae. The transcript has a single exon.
ACAUAUCAUUUAACUUCUGACAUAUUACCCAUUUUUGUAUUUAAAAUAAUAAUUACCAUAAAGAUUGUGGGCUUCCCCGCCCACCCAAGAAUCAAAGAAUGAUGAAUUUGGGCCCCACGAGAUUUAAAUGCCACUGCCUGUAGUAUCAAGAAAAUUCGAGGGCAUUCUCGUAAACCGAAAACUCUAUAAAUACAGAAACACUCCGACAACACAACUUGUCCUCUUUGUCUGUCUGCACAAAAACAAAACUAGAAACUAAACAAGUGACAAACAAAGAAGAUAUCCAUGGGGAACUGCAUAGUUCUUGAGAACAAAGCCAUAAAGAUCGUCAGAAACGACGGCAAGGUUCUCGAAUACAGAGAACCGAUGAAGGUUCAUCAGAUUCUUACCCAAUUCUCUGGUCACAAACUGUUCGACGCCAUAUCCAAUACUCAACAUCUGAACCCUGAGGCUAAACUCGUCCACGGCCGCCUCUACUAUCUCGUGCCUGUCCCUAUGGGGAAGAAGAAGAUGGCGAAGAAAGUGAGCUUUGCAAAUCCUGAGGUUAAACAUCAGGAAGAAGAAGCAGAGGAGGAGGAGAAAGAGAGAUUAAGAGAAGAUGAUGAUCACAAUAAAGAAAAUGAUGACAAGAACGUAAAGGUUGUGAGAGUGAAGAUUGUUGUAACCAAGCAAGAAUUGCAGAAGUUGCUCGAAGGAGGGUCGGUCCACGAGAUGGUGAAUCAGGCUUUGGGCAAACAAGACUCACUUGUAAGCAAUGAUCUUGAUGAAUGUUGCAACAGAGGUUGGAAACCUGCGUUAGAUAGCAUCCCCGAAUUAGAAUAGCAUAGAAUAGAAACAUGUAUACAUAUAUACAUCGGGUUUGUAUAUUACACCCGGAAUAGAAAAGAAGAAUAUACACCAUACCGAACCUUUUGUCCAAGAAAAGCCACAAAAGAUUUCGGGUUCCAUCUUUGUA